This is a messenger RNA of Aspergillus calidoustus, 2679 nucleotides long. NCBI's taxonomy places the organism in Eukaryota, Fungi, Ascomycota, Eurotiomycetes, Eurotiales, Aspergillaceae. The record is from the annotation of a GenBank genome assembly.
AUGGCUCCGUCUCUGAGAGACCACUCUUCUUUUGUCCGCCCGUCCACGCGCGACCGCCCAUCGACUCGCGACCAAGGGGAAAAUUCGCUGGUCGUUCCUAGUCGCACCUCCUCGCUACACUCUCGCAUCACACAGCCGAUUCCCUCGCAAGUCAACCUAAAACCGACGCAACGGACACCGAAGACACUCACUCAUGCGUAUAUGGUAUGUGGUGUGGGCCGGGAGCCGUCCCAAUGGGUAAAGGCACCUGGGCCAUCACAGGGCAAGAUCGGUCAUAUGAAGGGUGCGGUGGGACAAUUUUGGUUGCCGGAAAUCUUGGGAAGCAGUCCUCGCUUGGAGCAGGACAAUGAGAUUGCAAAGGCGUUGCAUUCAGCAAUGAGGGCAUGCUUCCCGCACGAUGUUGAAAUCUGCACAGGCAAGACACAGCCGCACUGUGUGCACCAUGCCUUCGUACUCCAGCAAGAUUCGUCACAUACCCUCUACGGCAUUGCGUUAAGAGUCUGGUCUCGAGCAGAUGAGAAGCGUGCCGAGACCAUCCGCGAAUUGCGCAAGAAGACCGAGUCCGAUUUCUACGAUAACCCCGAGGAGACCUACUGGAUUCCCUACUGCUUGAGCUUCCUGUCCCGUUAUCCAUUGUACGACCUGCUCGGAGAUUAUCUCCGUGGCAUGUGGAUCCACUGGAACAAGGCUACUAAUCUGUUCCACGCUGAGGAGGUUUCCCGCAUUCUCAGCUUCCCGGCGCCCCGCCUCAAUGACCUCGUCCGAAUCGACAUGAAGGAUUAUGCGCUCUGCUACCAGUUCCCCUCGUCGCCGACCGGAUUCCAAAACUUUGCCAUGUGGCCGCUAUUUACCUGCUUGUCGAUUCCCAACAUUGUCGGCGUCGUUGAGGCCGCUGUUUCGCCCACGCGACGCAUCAUUUUUGUCAGUCAUUACCCGGCUAUGCUCACCAUUGCUGCAGAGACCAUCCGUUACUGCGUCCGUAUUUACGAAUGGAGUGGUCUGUACGUGCCGGUGGUGCAUGCACGGCACAUCAAGGAUCUUGUUCAGGAGCCUGGGCCAUAUAUUCUCGGUGUGACAGCCGAGUGCCGAACACUGUUCAACGCGCCAUCCGACGCUCUCGUUGUCGAUUUGGACCGGAAUUUCGUACUCACCUCGAGCCCACCCAACAUCUUGAACCCCGGCCAGCGAACGAAGUUUAUCAACCGCUUGACACAGGCAUUGAACGGUGAUGUGUCGCCCUCCGGCGUUCCUAACCACCUUCGCUCUGCUUACGCCGGCGGUAAGCUCAUCCCCGCUGGACAGAUUAUCGUCAUGCGUGGUGAGGUCGAAAGCAUCGAGGAGCCCAACUGGUGGAACCAGGAUGCCGUCAUGGGCGUCAUGGACCACGUUUGCGAGAAAUUGGGACGCAACACCGGUAUGAAGGCCAUUUUCGGCGGCUCAGUGAAGAAGCCUCUUAUGACCAAGGUGUCGAUGCGUCAUCUCAAUGAGAUUGUCCGUGAGCGUAACCAGUACUCAAGAGACGCCAUGGAGGCCUGGCAGGACUUUAUUAACCUGAAGGGCCGCAUGGACACCGAGCUUAGCAAAGUCACCAAGCGUAACAACUUCUUGGUGGAGGAACUCGAGACCUGGAAACAGCAGUUCCUCAAGUUCCAGGCCUUUGCUGAGCAACUCACCAAGGAGACUAGUGAACUCAAGGUCAAGAUUGAGAACCACAAGCGCGAGAACCGUCGCCUCAGCGGUCUCAUUGACCAACAGAAGGACGAUGUCGCUCGCCUUACUCUCCGUCUGUCUGGCACCGAGAAGCAGCGCGAUGAUGCUCUCGAGGCUCUGGUUCUCCAGCAGGAGAUCGCUGAAGAGCUUGAGCGCGAGCGUAAGCGCAACCAGAAGGAACUUUCUGCGCUGCAGCACACCACUGCUUCUCUCACCCGCCAGCGCGACGAUGCCCAGCGGGUUGUGUUGCAUUUACGUAGCCUGAUCAACGGUCAGAGCCACCACAUGGAGCACAUUGUCCGCUCCAUUAGCAGCUCAGCUGAGCUAAGCGACUUGGCUGAACAAGAGGCUGCCGAGGAGGAUAUGGCUGAGGAGAGUGCGGAAGUUGCAAAGCAAACAAAGGAAUCGAAGGCGGAUCGCGAAUCCUCAAACGGACAACGCCGUCUUGCCCGUCUCAGCAUAACUGAUGUGGCCGACCGCUACCUGCGGGACAAGACUGAUGCCAUCUCGGAUAUUAUCCGGAGCAUCAGCGAGCAGUGUGCUGCUGCGGUAGAGGGUCUGCAGCUUGCCCAAGACGCAGAGGAUGGCGAGUCUGAGAAUGGAAAAGCCAGCCACGACGCCCACCUGGGUGACAAUCGCGGGGGGCUCUCGACUCCCCGUGCGGGAAGUGAGAUGGGUGACAGUGAGAAUGGCACCCUUCACCCCGACCACCGGGGCUCAAGCGUUCCUCCCACUCCCGACCUGGUCCACAACCGGUCAAGCACAUCGAUGUCGAUGGUGAGCAGCUCAACGUUCCCAGAGCGGUCCAGCCAGCAGUAUGGACCGGGUGAGAUCCCCACCCGCAUCGUCGAGGAUGACGAUGAGCAUGCUCACGAGACGGAUGGUCUUGACGACCAGACCGUGACUGGCACUCUCUCCAAGCAGGCUAGCGAGGACUUUAUGCGAUCGACUCCUCGACUGGUUUCGUGA